ACUCCAUGUUUUGCCCUGCCCUGUGCGCUCUGCUCGCUGUGCAGCGUGCGUCUCCGUUGCAUUUCGCUUUCCUCACACUGACAUAAACACGGGGCAGCGGUGUGUGCGUGCGCUGGAGAAGUUGUUGGCACACUGAGCACCAGGUAGCUUCUUCACGAGGAUUUUGUUCAGACUGGGACCGAUCUGACUCGUUGGCUAUUUCUUUUCUUUUCGAGGGGAAAAUGAGGUGGAAGCACCAGCAUCUAAAGUGAGGAGUCUCUCUCCCUCUCUCUAUUUUAAAAAAUGAAAAUCUGAUCGCGCAGACUGGAGAAAUCAUUCAAUCAGGCUUUGUUUUUUGGGGAUUUCUCUUAUUCUAUCGGAUCUCUUAUUUCUCUGUGAAACAUUAUCAAGGAUUUCACUGAUGUAUGCGAUGUGGAGACUGCAAGUCGCCUUAUGUACUCUGUCGGUGCUGUCCCUGUCAUCCGGUGGUGAAAGCAAAGCGCGGAGCUGUAGCGAGGUUAGACAAGCUUAUAACGCUAAAGGAUUCAGCCUCGUCAAUGUACCUCAUCAGGAAAUAUCAGGUGAGCACCUGCGUGUCUGUCCUCAGGGAUACACCUGCUGCACGUCAGAGAUGGAGGACAAACUUAACCAGCAGAGCAAACUGGAGUUUGAGAAAUUGGUUGAGGAGAGCAGCCACAAAAUGAGAACAACAUUUGUCUCCAGGCAUAAAAAGUUUGAUGAGUUUUUCUUGGAACUGCUGGACAAUUCUGAGAAGUCACUCAACAGUAUGUUCACACGGACAUACGGGAAGCUGUAUAUGCAGAACUCUGAAGUAUUCCAGGACCUGUUCACUGAGCUAAAGCGCUACUACACGGGGGGCAACGUCAACUUGGAAGAGAUGCUGAAUGACUUCUGGUCCAGGCUGCUGGAACGCAUGUUCCAGUUACUUAACUCCCAGUACCACUUUACAGAUGACUACCUGGAGUGCGUCAGUAAAUACACAGAUCAACUAAAGCCUUUUGGAGACAUUCCCAGAAAACUUAAGGCCCAGGUCACCAGAGCGUUCAUCGCUGCACGGACGUUUGUCCAGGGGCUAAUGGUGGGUCGGGAAGUUGCCAACAGGGUUGCUAAGGUGAAUGUAGCUCCAGCAUGUGUUAAAGCCUUGACCAGGAUGCUGUACUGUCCAUACUGUCGUGGAAUGCCUGGGCUCAAACCCUGUCCCAACUACUGUCACAACGUAAUGAGAGGCUGUCUAGCAAACCAGGCAGACCUAGAUUCUGAAUGGAACCUCUUCAUUGAUGCCAUGCUGCUGGUGGCAGACAGGCUGCAAGGCCCCUCCAAUAUUGAAGCAGUUAUACAACCAAUUGACAUCAAGAUCUCUGAUGCUAUCAUGACUAUGCAGGACAACAGCAUGCAAGUGUCAGCCAAGGUCUUUCAAGGGUGUGGCCAACCAAAGCCAUCAGGAAUAGGCAGGUCUGCGCGGGGCAUCUCAGAUGUGUUCAGCGGGCGUUUCAGGCCCUACACCCCUGAGGAGAGGCCAACCACUGCAGCUGGAACUAGCCUGGAUAGACUGGUGAUUGACAUCAAAGAGAAGCUCAAGGAGUCCAGAAGGUUCUGGUCCAACUUGCCAGAUGACAUCUGUGCCAAGGGCAAACUCACAGAGCCCGAUGAGGAGCAGUGCUGGAACAGCCACACUAAGGGCAGAUAUUUUCCUGAAGUGGUGAAGGAGGGUCUAACCAACCAGGUUAACAACCCGGAGGUGGAAGUGGAUAUCACCAGGCCCGACACGCUGAUUCGGCAACAGAUCAUGGCGCUACGUGUCAUGACCAACAAGCUGAAGAACGCAUACAACGGAAAUGACAUCUACUUCCAGGACUCCAGUGACGAGGGCAGCAGCUCCGGCAGCGGCAGCGGUUGCUCCGACGGCUGCACAACAGAGUUUAUUUUUGUUGGAACAGAGGCUCCUGUGAUCGGAGCUGACAGAAGCGAUGAGCGCGCAGCAGCCGCGGGCAAGUCAGUUUCCUGCGGACCCUCCGUGCUGCUGCUGACGGUUGCCCUCACACUCCCGCUUUGGGCGAUGCAGACUCAGUGGAGAUAAUACAGUGUGGCCCGCAUUACCGCUGACUUUUUUUUACUGUUACGUAACAGUAUGUUUAACAGCAAGUUGUACUGCUGUUCCCUCACUGGACAUGUAGAGCCUCCUGGAAACCUGUUGAGAAUGGCUUACUGUAUGGUGUGGUAGGAGUGAAAGUGAGUGCAGUGCUGCAUCCCGCUUGUCCCCCAAAGAAUGCUUGGUGCCAUCAGUGAACCAGCUUUCACAUCUCUGAAAAUAAAGAAAAUGUGUUUUCUCAUUAUUCUAAAGUGAGUUUUGGAGGGCGAAAAAAAACAAAACAUGCUUCUGUUUUAGAAAUGAAACCCUCUAAAGACGGUUCUGUCAGUGAUUUUUUUUUCCAGAUAAAAAGGAAUCUAUUUUUCUUUUCCUUUGUAUGAUGAAUGGAGAAAACGAGACAACACCUAUUUUAUCCUAUUAGUCUUCUCCCCCAAAAGGAAAAACAAAAUCAAAAGGAGAAAGUUUUACUGUGUGCAUGCGCGGAUAUGAUGUUAACUGACAAAACAUUUUUUUUUUUUUUUUUUUGCGUUUUUAUGCAGGCUACAGUUUUUUGGAGUGAUUGUGCAGGUUGUACAGUGCUAGCAGUUCGCCUGGUUUCCCGUUUGGUCAUAUCGACGUGGCUUCAGGAAGCAGCAGGUCUUACAGCCACUUUAUUGUUGCACAUUUGAUUAUCUCUUGAGAAAGUGCUAUCGUACUGCACUAAGAGAACUACUUUGCACAGAUUAUUUUUGUUGGCUUCAUAAGUUUCUACAGCUACAGGAAACAUCCACCCCACAGAGAAAACGAUCUAUAUUUUCAGAUCAUUUAACUGAUUGUAUUGUACUUAUAAACAGUUACAGUAUGUGUUACAGUGGAAGGUACUGUAAUGUAAUCUUACUGGCAAUGGAUACUUUUUUUUAACAAGUGUGUCAUUGUUUCUACAAAUUAUUUGAUCAUCUGUUAAAUAAAAACUAAGAAUGGUUCUGCAGCAGCACUAAUUGCCUGUUAACAGCGUUCAGGUAUCUAAUUUACUUUCGUCUGUCUGGGUAGUUAACAUGCACUCACGCUGGUUCUGUUAUUCUCAGAGGACUUGGAGCAUAGUAAUAGUAGAUAUAUGCUUAUGAAAUUUUAAUUUCCUUAAUUUUCUUGGCUGCCACACUGAUGAAUUUCACUUUUUGUUACUUGUUUAUUUGCAUACAUGUAAAGUUACCAGUCGUAACCUCUGACAUCCUCUGCUGGUUACCCCUCAUGUCUUGCGAUGCAUCAUACUGAAAUUUGCAUGUUCUUUGGUUAAUGAGAGCAGACCUAUGCCCCCUACAGGCUAUAUGUGGUGCAAUUGGUCGUGUUCUCUUAGAGGACGCGUACAAUGUCAGCAACUUUUAAAAAAGAGUUCCAAGGCCAGAGGGCUCCAAAUGUACUCCUACAACUAAGGUAACUAUUCGUAACUUUCACUCUGUGUCCUGCAGGCUUUGACCUUUAGCAGACUCAAGAGGCUCAGGGAGCAAAGCACUUCACAAACACAACACAGUGGUUGAUGUCGAACUGUAUACCAGAAGGGUUCAUAGCUGAGCGAAAGGCUAUAAGUGGCAGCCAUAAUAAGAACUGGUCACCUUCGCCGAAUGCUAAAGUAAUGCACUUUGUGUUCUGUCUCCUUUAGCAUGAGAUGCACUGCACCAUACUUUAUGAAAGGAAAUGAGUUAAUGCUGUCUCCCAGUUCCUCGGGGUUAGAGCGCACGCAGCUGUUAUGAAUGUGAGCACGCUGUUGUUUCAGUUUAAUAACUGUUAGCCUGCAGUCUUUAAAGAAAAAAUUCAAUUCCAACAUUGGUUAAAAAAAAAAGUAAGCUUUUUCAGUGAACUGACACUUUGUCUAUCACAUCAUGCCAGAUGACCUCACCUUUUGCCCUGUGUCAGCUCUGAUAGGCUCAAGCCUUACAUAAGUGUCUAGGAAGGACUUUUUCUUUUUUGUUAUACUAGAGAGACGAUAGUUUUAAAGUACUCAGCAACAACUUGAUAACACCAAUCUGCCAAGUGAGAUUCAAUUAGCACUAAGUUCUAAGUUCUCAUUAAUUCUCCUCCACAUUUUACCUCAUGACAUUUUCUAUUAAGAUCAAGGGAAAGGGUUUAGAAAAAAAGAUGGGACUUUUCUUUUUUUUUGACAAUUCAUCUGCAACUAAUGGCUUUAACAUCUAGUCGCAGAGAAAUGUAGCUUUCGGAUACAGUAUCUUGCAAUAUGUAGCGUGAAUAUUGUUGAAGCCAUCACGAGUGUGCCCGGAGGAUUGAAUCUCAUCAGCUCAUAAGUACCUGAAAUGUUUUCACAAUACACAAGCCCAUUACUUCAACAGAGACCUUCCAGUAAAUACACAAAUAGACAAAUCAAUAGCUGCUAUGAGCAGCUAAAGAGAUCUUGUGUUUCAUGUACAAAAGCUUAAUAAAGAAAAUUCGGGGCACGAGUUUUCCUCGUCUCCACAGCAUGAAGAGGGGAUAGAAAAGCACAAAGUUUGCGCAAGUGUCACGAAUCUCUUCACAGAAAACACCAUAAGGGAAAUCUACCCUCGGUGCGCUCAUAUGACUCACGAGAGAGAAACUGAGCACCACAGGAAGCUCCCACAGUUGACCUCUUUCACCUCACUCCUUAUCGAAAUGGUUUUGGGAUAAGGUGACUGAACAGCAACCUCCUACUGAAAAAAACACAAAAAACCCAACGGCAUAGCAAUUAAAUCACUGAACAGCAAACCUUAUUUGUGUAGCACAACAACUGUGUUUAACCAAAGCACGACUAAAGACAACACUGAAGUGAUUAACGAAAGGCCACCCAAUAACUAAUUGUGCACUGAGCAGAUUAAUGCAGAAACAGGAAGGCAGAGCAGUUCCAUUCACCUGUCAUCAAAACUGGUUGAAAAUCACAAGGGUUCACCCUGACUGAGGUGAAACGUUAGCGCAUAGAGCGAAACAAAAGCUGACAAAGUAAAUCGUAAACAGAUUUGGAGGAUAAAUCAUGACCCAAAACAAGCGUGUGACAUACGAAGAGACUUUAAUCUUCUUUCUAUUACUCUAUAAAACAAGCGUAUAAACAUUUUCCUCACUGGGUUUAUAUCUAAUGGCGUUUUCCAUCUUUUCACGGUACCGCUUUUAUUUUAAUUACUAUAUGUCAUCCCAUUAUGCAGCCUGAUGUGUGACUAAACAUUUAGCACUAUCUGCUGUUUACCCUAAUGCUUAGUUUCUAAUAUUCACAUGACAGCAGGGGCAUAGACAAAAAAGAUGUUUUGUGUGCUUGUUUUGUUUUUUUUUUUAGAAAUGUCUUUAAAAUGUGCUGUACAUCUGGAUAAAAAUGGAACUACCGACUACAUUCUUUGCUAAGACAAAUCUAUAAAGAAACAGUGUGCCUGAACUCACUCUAUCUAUUUUUCAUAUAUAUAUUAGUGGUGCAACGAUACACAAAAUUCACGGUUCGGUUCGAUUCGAUACUUUGGUGUCACGGUUCGAUAU
Messenger RNA from Oreochromis aureus, 5554 nucleotides. RefSeq names its product glypican 6a (gene gpc6a). Gene Ontology annotation, cellular component: extracellular region; cell surface; plasma membrane. NCBI's taxonomy places the organism in Eukaryota, Metazoa, Chordata, Actinopteri, Cichliformes, Cichlidae. The transcript has 9 exons. The coding region runs from base 401 to 2077 and encodes 558 amino acids. The record is from RefSeq and is a predicted model, not a curated record. Gene Ontology annotation, biological process: regulation of protein localization to membrane; cell migration; regulation of signal transduction.